AUGGCUAAAGUGCAUACGGUCAACUGUGCUCAAGUUGCAGAAAUAUUUGAGAAAAACCAGCAGCGGUGGCAAAAUUCGAUACGGCACUCGCUCAGCUUCAACGACUGCUUCGUGAAGGUGCCGCGGACCCCGGACAAGCCGGGCAAGGGCUCCUUCUGGACCCUGCAUCCCGAGAGCGGCAACAUGUUCGAGAACGGCUGCUACCUCCGCCGGCAGAAGCGCUUCAAGGACGAGAAGAAGGAGAUCAACCGGCAGAGCAUCAAGCACCAGCAGACGACCCACCAGUCCCACCAAACCCAGCAGCAGCACCACCACCAUCAAGGACACGUGAGUCCCGACCAGCACAAAAAGUCCCAAUCCGCGCCCCAUCAGCACCACGUCGGUGGCGUGCACUCGCCCGCCGACAAGAACCUCCACUCGCACCUCGUCUCGGCGCAGCACCACCAGCACCAACAGCAACAACAGCACCAGCAGCAACAACAACACCAUCACCAACAGCAACACCACCACCAACAGCCUGGGCAGCAGCAGCAGCAGCAGCAGCAGCAACAGCAACACUCGCAGCACCAGCAGCACACGGACAUAGGUGGCCUACUGCCCGAGCUUGCCACGCACGACGAGCUCGCCGCCAUGGUCAACCGGGGCCUCCACCCCCACCUACUCGCCGACCCGACGGCCCUCCACGGGCUCAAGCAGGAGCCGAGCUCUUACGCCCCGGCCAACAACCCCUUCAGCAUAACGAGGCUCCUGCCCGGGGUUGCCUCGACCGCCGCCGCGGCAGCCUCCCCCGGGGCCCAAGUGCCGCCCGACAGCAAGCCCCCCGAGCUCAAGCAGAUGUACGAGCUGCACCACCAGGGCUACGUGAACGCGGCCGCGGCCGCAGCCGCCGCCAGUUACCAGCAGCACGCCAACGGCAUGCACCACCAGAUGUCGAGCACCGGGGGCGGUGGUGGUGGUGGUAUCGGUCAGCCCUCGGACUAUUACCAGAGCCCGCUGUACCACCCGGUGGCGGGUUCGGGUCCAGUAGGCCCUGGCUCCUCCGGGGGCCCCGGCUUGUGA
Messenger RNA from Copidosoma floridanum, 1059 nucleotides. RefSeq lists its product as uncharacterized. Gene Ontology annotation, molecular function: protein domain specific binding; RNA polymerase II cis-regulatory region sequence-specific DNA binding; DNA-binding transcription factor activity, RNA polymerase II-specific. The record is from RefSeq and is a predicted model, not a curated record. Gene Ontology annotation, biological process: anatomical structure morphogenesis; cell differentiation; regulation of transcription by RNA polymerase II. NCBI's taxonomy places the organism in Eukaryota, Metazoa, Arthropoda, Insecta, Hymenoptera, Encyrtidae.